AUGGAAUGUAGGAAGCAAACUCUGCAGCGGUACCAGAAGAGUGAAGACAGCAGACUACUGUGUUCCAGCUGUGCUCAGCCCCCUCGAGUCAGGAAACUCACUCUGGAAGACUGUGUUUGGAAGUGCACCAAGAGCAAGCAAUCCUGCAGAGCAUUUAACUAUGACCACAUUAACAGGACAUGCCACUUGCUUUGGUUUGACCGUUUCACUGAAGGAGUGCAGAAGGAACGCAGUGCCAACCAAGACCUUUAUGAGAAGAAAGACUAUGUACGUGAAUGCAUUGUUGGUUUAGGUGUGAACUACAAAGGAAGAAGAUCUGUUACGAGGAAUGGAGUCUCAUGCCAGGCCUGGAAUGUAUCAGUACCACAUGAACACAGUUACAAGCCUGCCAAGCACAAGAAGUUUGACCUGCGUGAAAAUUUUUGCCGCAAUCCAGACAAAGAUGUGCAUGGACCCUGGUGCUUCACCAACUCCUCAGAGACUCGGUAUGAGCAGUGUGGACUGCCCCAGUGUUCAGAAGUGGAGUGUAUGCGGUGUAAUGGGGAGUCAUACAGAGGACCUGUGGACCACACAGAGAGUGGAAAAGAGUGUCAGAGAUGGGACUCACAGAGACCUCACAAACACAAAUAUCAGCCUCACAGGCAUUCAGAUAAGGGUCUGGAUGAUAACUACUGCCGUAAUCCCAAUAACGAUGUGCGUCCUUGGUGUUACACAAUGGACAAGAACAAGCGCUGGGAAUAUUGCAACAUCAGUGUGUGUGAUUCAGAUCAGGAGCCUGAUCAGGAUGGUACCAUUGCAUGUUUUCGAGGGCAGGGUGAGCAAUACCGUGGUUCGGUGAACGUGACCCCCAGCGGCAUCACUUGUCAGCGUUGGGACUCACAGUUUCCACACAAUCAUUCUUACACACCUCAAAACUACAAAUGCAAAGAUUUGAGAGAAAACUUCUGCAGAAACCCAGAUGGCUCUGAAAUUCCAUGGUGUUUCACCACUGAUCCGAAAGUACGCAAGGCCCUCUGCACCAACAUCCCCAGGUGUGAGACAGAGACCCCAGAAAAGACAGAAUGUUACGUGGAUAAUGGUGAGAGCUACCGAGGCAAUGUGUCAAAGACCAGAUCUGGCAUUCCUUGUGGACUCUGGUCAGACCACACAUACAGCAGAGUCACACGCUCUGAGGAGGUGGAUGCAGGGCUGCAGUUGAACUUGUGCAGAAAUCCAGACAGAGAUAAGCAUGGCCCAUGGUGCUACACCUUCAACUCUUCUAUUCCCUGGGACUACUGUGGACUAGAGCACUGUGAAAAAGCCAAACAUGUCUAUGUGCCCCAGCCAAAACCUUCUUGCUUUGUGCAUAAAACUACACGGAUUGUGGGUGGCACUCAGGUCCAGCGGGCAGAAGAUGGGAGUUGGGUGGUCAGCAUUCAUAAAGGAAACAGGCACUGGUGUGGUGGAUCUCUUAUUCGAGAGGAGUGGGUCCUUACUGACCAGGAAUGCUUCCCGUCAUGUGUUCCUGAUCUGUGGGAGUUCAGCGUACAUGUGGGUCUACUACAUCUCAACACAUCCUCACACGCGAAGGGACUCCGAAUUGCACAUAUGGUCUGCGGCCCUGAGGGCUCCAACCUGGCACUGCUUAAACUCGCCCAGCCAGCCCCUCUCUCUGAGCAUGUGAGGACAGUACAGCUUCCUGUGGCUGGAUGUGAAGUUACAGAAAACUCCCAGUGUGUCAUGUAUGGCUGGGGAGAGACAAAAGGCACAGGGCAUGAGAACAGCCUGAAAAUGGUGCGCCUUCCCAUUGUCAGCAAUGAGAAAUGCUUGCAGAUUCACAAUGGCAGUCUGCCAAUCACAGAAACCAAAGUCUGUGCUGGAGGAGAGAAGGACCAGGGUGUAUGUGAGAAAGACUAUGGUGGCCCUUUGGUAUGUCAGGAGAGAGAAAGCAAGGUCAUCAUAGGUGUCAGCAUCCAUGGCCGGGGCUGCGCCAUUGCCCGGCGCCCCGCUAUCUUCGUCAACGUGGCAUUUUACUCCACGUGGAUUCAUAAAGUCUUUAAACAUUAUUCUGACAUUGAGACGAAUUACUAA
This is a messenger RNA of Trichomycterus rosablanca, 2070 nucleotides long. RefSeq names its product hepatocyte growth factor a (gene hgfa). Bases 1 to 2070 code for a protein of 689 amino acids. Gene Ontology annotation, biological process: hepatocyte growth factor receptor signaling pathway; positive regulation of protein phosphorylation; negative regulation of apoptotic process. Lineage: Eukaryota; Metazoa; Chordata; Actinopteri; Siluriformes; Trichomycteridae. The transcript has 19 exons. The record is from RefSeq and is a predicted model, not a curated record. Gene Ontology annotation, molecular function: serine-type endopeptidase activity; signaling receptor binding.